Vigna umbellata (rice bean) is the source of this 1448-nucleotide messenger RNA. NCBI's taxonomy places the organism in Eukaryota, Viridiplantae, Streptophyta, Magnoliopsida, Fabales, Fabaceae. The record is from RefSeq and is a predicted model, not a curated record.
AUGGCAAAGUACUUUGUUUCAGUGGUUAAGAAAGCCAUUUGUCCACAAUCACAUUGUAGUCUUCUCCUUCGAGAAUUGCCUACACACCUUGUCACCAAGUAUGUGAAGAAAUCUUCAUGUUUUUCCUUAACCAAUAUUUUAUACUUAGUGAGAGGGAGUAAUGGAUCGCCACAGCCAGGUUCAAGAGGAGCAGAAGCUCUUAAACAUGUAGCUCCUGGUUCAUCUAUUUCUGUUAAAUAUCACCCACUUUUUGGUCCUCAUGAUGACCUCCUCCUUCUAGAGCUUGAUGAGAAACUUCUCCCAGAUGUUCUGCAUGAAAGGGUGGUCUUGAGAGGACAGCCUGAUGAAGAUGCAGUUCUUUGUACUCAAUCCAAAACAUAUGCUAUGAAGUUUGUUGGAACUUCCAAUUCGGUUCUGCUUGUACACCAGCCAUCAUUCAGAAUUUUGUGAAAUCCACAAAAGAAUGAUAGUAAUAAGGAAGAAGAGAAAGUUGCAUCUGUAAUCAAAGUUGUAUGUAAUAUGGAGCUUGUCGAGGCAGCCCCCAGACUUGAUAAACUUAAGUCUUUACUAUUAGAAAAGACUUACAAUUUUGAGGACUAUGAUGUGGGAAAUUUAGAAGACAACCAGGAAUCUACAAUAGGAUUAUAUAGCUGGAAUGAUCUUGUCCACAAUAUCCAAGCUAGUGAUGAGGAGUUAAGGUCUGGACUGCAGGCUCUUUCCGCAGUGGAGAUUAAUGGAUAUUGGAGAUUAGUAGAUGGGAGUUACAUGGACAUGAUUCUUGGAAUGCUUUUGAAAAAUUCGGUGUUAAAUGAUUGGUCACUUAAUGCUUUAAACGAAGAUGAAGUUGUGAGUACACUGGUAUCAGAUGGAUUUCCUGGGGUGCUAGCAAGGCAUUGUUUCCAUACAUAUGGCACCAAAGUAAAUGAAGGCAUGCCUGGCUGUGCCUGGAAAUUGGACGAGAAGCGAGUAUGUAUCCAUUUUGCAAGAGAAAUCCUGAAAGGGGGUAAAAGGAAGUUAGAGAGUUUCAUGGAUGAAUGGAGGCAGAAGGUUCCAGAUGGAAUGCAGCCCAGUAUUGAUCUUGUGGAAGGAGAGGUAUUAAUAGAGAGAGUUGGAGUUGAGACAUGGAUUCGUGCCUUCAGCGUCGCAUCUUUGCCUUCGACUCCAGCUGCGUUCACCAUUCUUUUCAGAGAGAGGACAAAAUGGGAAUGGAAAGAUCUGCAGCCGUAUGUCAGAGAUCUGAAGAUACCAGGUCUUUCUUCAGAAGGUUUGCUACUCAAAUACACUCGAAGGACGCAACCAUCGCCUGAUGCGGAACCAGUUUUCAGCGCAAGAUAGUAUGUACUUAAGUACUUUCAACAGUCAUUAUUUCUUUCCCCUGCUCCUCACUUUAGAUUGACCUUGUCUAGUAAUUUUAUAUAGAAGUUUAGAAUUAUUUUCUAUUUCUACUA